Cotesia glomerata is the source of this 2259-nucleotide messenger RNA. RefSeq lists its product as uncharacterized. The transcript is spliced from 3 exons. The record is from RefSeq and is a predicted model, not a curated record. Lineage: Eukaryota; Metazoa; Arthropoda; Insecta; Hymenoptera; Braconidae. The coding region runs from base 1 to 2259 and encodes 752 amino acids.
AUGCCACCGAAAAAAUCUAAUCUCAACAACGUGAGCAGCAGAGAGGCACGACGCAAACGUGUUGAAAGAGCUCAUCAGUUGCCAGAACAAGUCGAUACAAGAAAUACGGUUCAAAGAAUUAGGACAGCAGAAGGUUGUGCACAAAAAUCUCAAGAACAGUGUAGCGAACGUCUGCAACAGAAUAUUACGAGAACAAGAGCGGCACGAGAACGAAACAUAGCUACAGUACGAGCACAAGAACGACAAAGGCAACGGAUCAGCCGCUCAUUAAUACGUACAUCAUUUGUUCGUCUUGCUUUUGAAUAUGCACCAGAUAUUAACUACUCUGCGCAUUCAAAAAUUGCUAUCGGUGGAAUGGAUAAAGUAUGUCAAUAUUGUCAGGCGUUGAAAUUUCGAAAUGAAGCUGCCGGUAUGUGCUGCGCAGCAGGAAAAGUCGUGCUGUCACCUCUACCCGCUCCGCCAGAACCUUUAUUAUCCCUUCUUGCUGGGAAUUCAGAUGAUUCAAAAUUAUUUUUGCGUAAGAUACGCAAAUUUAAUUCUUGCUUCCAAAUGACGUCAUUUGGGGCAACUAAAAUUUGCGAUCUUGCAUCCGAUGGACGUAAUUUUGAAACUACAUUCAAAAUACAAGGCCAGGUGUACCACAAAAUUGGAUCAUUGAUGCCAAUGCCUGAUGAUAAUCCGAAAUUUCUUCAAAUUUAUUUUAUGGGCAAUUGUGAAGAGCGCGUAACUACUCGGUGCCAGUAUAAUUUCAUUGAACAAGCAGAGGAAAGAGCAAUUGUGAUAUUACUGGAAAAUUUUUUAGAAGAUCAGAAUCAACUACUUCAAUUAAUCAAAAGAGUUUCGCCACGAUUGCAAAAUGACAACUAUCAAAUCGUCAUAAAAGCCGAUAAAGUACCAUUAGGUAUACAUGCUGGUAGAUUCAACGCUUCAACUGUUGAUGAGGUUGCUGUUAUCAUGGUUAGUCAUCCAGUUGACAAAAUAUCUAUAAAAAUUACACGGCGUGACAACACUAUCAGUACGAUUUCGGAUCUACACCGUUCAUAUGAUGCACUACAAUAUCCAUUGAUAUUUUGGCAAGGACAGGAUGAAUAUCACUUUAACAUCAAACAGUGUGAUCCUAAUACCGGUGAUUAUGGAAAUAAAAAAGUGAGCUCAAUGGACUACUACGCACACCGAAUAAUGAUUAGACUAAAUCAGGACAAUUAUAUCCUUCGAUAUCGUCAGCUAUUCCAUCAAUACAUUGUUGAUAUGUAUGCUAAGGUUGAAAGCGAACGCUUGCGAUUCAUUCGAUUCAACCAGGCUAAAUUACGAUCGGAAGAAUAUAUUCACUUACGAGAUGCUGUUGCUGGAAACUUCGACGGAAAUUUAAAUCCUAAUGACAUCGGUAAUGCUUUCAUUUUACCUUCAAGCUACAUCGGCAGUCCACGGAACAUGCAGGAAUACAUGCAAGACGCGAUGCCUUACGUACGUCAUUACGGCCGACCGGAUUUGUUUAUUACAUUUACAUAUAAAAUCCGUCCAGAAGAAAUUGAUCAAAUAAUUUCAGCUGAAAUUCCAGACCCAUUGAUUGAUCCAGAAUUAUUUGAUGUUGUCACUAAACACAUGAUCCAUGGGCCAUGCAGUGCUUUUAACAUCACGUCACCAUGCAUGGAAAAUAGAAAAUGUAAGAAAAAUUUCCCAAAGCCGCAUACGAAUGACACUAUCAUGGAUAUUGAUGGUUAUCCUAUAUAUCCCCGCAGAAAUACUAAGAAUGGUGGCCACACAUUUACAAUGCGACUGUCGAAUUAUCCAAAUCAAGCAGAAUUUGAUAAUCAGUGGGUGGUACCAUAUUCACCAUUACUUUCAAGAACUUAUAAAGCUCAUAUCAACGUUGAGCUUUGCAGUUCUGUAAAAUCAAUUAAGUACAUUUGUAAAUAUGUAAACAAAGGCAGUGAUUUGGCCAUAUUUGAAGGACAAAACAUAAAUAAAAAUGACGAAAUAGCACGAUACCAAAUGGGUAGAUACAUUAGCAGCAACGAAGCUAUUUGGCAUAUUCUCAGCUUUCCCAUACACGAAAGAGAUCCUUCUGUCCAGCAUCUAGCAAUACAUCUUGGAAACGGUCAACGUGUAUACUUCACUGAAGAGGAUCUUCUCCAAAGAGCGUUCGAGGCCCCAAAAACGACACUAACUAAAUUUUUUACAUUGUGUCAAAGAUUUGAUAUUUUUGGCCGAUUCGCAAAGACAUUGCUAUAUGGUGAUGUUCCGCGUUAUUUCACAUAG